Messenger RNA from Colletotrichum graminicola M1.001, 486 nucleotides. RefSeq lists its product as uncharacterized. The record is from RefSeq and is a predicted model, not a curated record. The transcript has a single exon. The coding region runs from base 1 to 486 and encodes 161 amino acids. Lineage: Eukaryota; Fungi; Ascomycota; Sordariomycetes; Glomerellales; Glomerellaceae.
AUGCCCGUUCAAGUGCCGUGGCUCACUGCAACGGCCGAACUGGGGGAAAGCUUUCCCCGCAACACCGAUGGCGCACAGAGCCGGGAUGACGACAGAACCUGGGCGGACGUGCCUUACGAUAAGACCCCGAGCUCUUCGCCAGCGUUUGCCGACAAACGCGUAACUCCCCCUCCUCCGCAUACACACACGCCCACGACCGGCCAGACGCCUCCGAGGUCAAUGGCUCCCAAUUCAUCGCCAGCCAUGACGAACCACGCAGCGGCAGCGACGCUCCAGACGAGGGCCCCGCAACUCCAGGCGACCUGGGAGAGGUACGCCGAGACGGUGCAGCACAACGUCUCCACCCGGCACCCCGUCUUCUUCACGGGAAAGCUGCGGCGGCCGCCGUCGUCUCUGGGGCAUGGGACGGGGAUGAGUCCCGUGGCGCACGGCUACGUCUAUCAGGACGGACGGAGGGCCGACGGGAACUCGGCGCCGAAGCUCUGA